This is a messenger RNA of Effrenium voratum, 1385 nucleotides long. Lineage: Eukaryota; Dinophyceae; Suessiales; Symbiodiniaceae. The record is from the annotation of a GenBank genome assembly.
GAGCAUUCCAACUCGCCUUCCACGGAAUUCGCCAAGCGUCGGAUGCUGGCCCUCGCGCUGCUGCCAAAGCUGGUCUUUGGCCAAAGCUGUGCCGCAGACAGCCAGGCUUGUCAGGAGUGGCGCUCCUUCGAGAGGUGUGCUAUUCCAGCAGGAGAUGACCUCGGGGAGCCAUUGUGGCUCACAGUGCAGGAGGCGAAGCUCCGCUGUGAGGAGGAGGCGGAGUGCGCCGGCUUCACGUUCGAGGGAAGCCGCCCGGAAGGGCCGCUGUCCGGCGGCCGGGUCUGGGUGCACCUGAAGCGCAUCUUCGACUGCGUCGAUGCCGAGUGGGUUGCCUGGCGAAAGGCGGCCGGGCACCAGACGGCCCAGGCGCCGGCACCGGCGCCGCCAGAGGCGCGCCUUGAGGCCUUGAGCGCGGCGGCUUCGGGGGCAGGGACUGCCUUGUGCCUUCAGGGUCAGGUGCGUAUGCUGGCACACACGCAUUUGGCUCUGGAGCAGCACCUGCUGCAAGUGCUGCAGCCAGAUCUUUUCCUGUACGGGCCAAAGACGCCCGAGGAUACCCCGGAGGGCCCCGAGAUAUACAGCCUGAAGGACGACUAUGUGGUGGAGGCCCGCUGGGAGGUUGAGAACAUCAGAGACCAGCUAUACAACGAGACCUCCAACCCAGGUCAGGUCAUCGACCUGGAGUACUUGCAGGUGCAAGGCAACUGGUUUGGCAGUCAGUGCCUGGACCCGCCUUUGCGGGACAACCGUCCUGGCAGUGCGAUUUGCUCCUACUACAGCCAACAGAAGUGUCUGGAGAUGAUCCAGGCUCAGGAGGCCCAGCGCGGCCAAGCGUACCACUACGUGGUGGUCUCGCGCUUCGACUUCCGAUGGCUCGCGCCGCAUCCGCCGGUGGAGUUGCUGGCCGGGGAUGCAGUUUGGAUCCCUUCUGGCAGUGACUGGGAGGGGGGCAUCAACGACCGGCACGCCGCGAUGCCGCGGCACCUGGCGGAAACGUACCUGGGCGCCUGGAGGCUACUGACCUCCGGACAGGCGAAGGAGGCAAUGGUCUCGACGCUUGGGCCUACAAAGGUGAAUGGCUACCCUGGGCCCAACACCGAGAACUUCCUGCUCGCGAGGUUGCAUUACUUCGGGGUGGAGUACGAGCGCUUCCCCAGCGUCGCGUACCUGACCUGCACUCUUCGCUCAAAGAGCCGCUGGAGACGCAAUGCUUCGGCACUACAUCCCACGAUGCGCCAGGGUGGCUCUACAAGGAGGAGAUGGAGCACGCCACACGCAUCGCGAAGUGCGUCAGGUUCGCUUGGACGCCCCGGAAGAUGGAGGACUGUAAGGAGGACAUCUCGCACCUCUACCGUGGCUUCCGGUGAGCGGAUGUGACUGGCCGA